Cordyceps fumosorosea ARSEF 2679 is the source of this 1041-nucleotide messenger RNA. Its product is annotated as 26S proteasome regulatory subunit rpn-8. Gene Ontology annotation, molecular function: metallopeptidase activity; protein binding. Gene Ontology annotation, biological process: proteasome-mediated ubiquitin-dependent protein catabolic process. The transcript has 3 exons. Bases 1 to 1041 code for a protein of 346 amino acids. Gene Ontology annotation, cellular component: proteasome complex; proteasome regulatory particle. The record is from RefSeq and is a predicted model, not a curated record. NCBI's taxonomy places the organism in Eukaryota, Fungi, Ascomycota, Sordariomycetes, Hypocreales, Cordycipitaceae.
AUGCCAACCACAACCGCUGAGACGCUCUCACUCGUGACGCGCAAUGUAUCCGUCGCACCUCUCGUUCUCCUCUCUGCUGUCGAUCAUUACAACCGCACCGCCCAAGGCAACAAAGUCAAGAGGAGAGUUGUUGGUGUCCUGCUGGGCCAGAAUGAUGGCAAGAAUGUGAGAGUGUCGAACAGCUUCGCAGUCCCAUUUGAGGAGGAUGAGAGGGACCCAUCCGUGUGGUUCCUCGACCACAACUACGUCGAGUCUAUGAACGACAUGUUCAAAAAGAUCAAUGCACGAGAGAAGCUGAUAGGAUGGUACCACUCCGGUCCUAAGCUGCGCGCAUCCGACUUGGAGAUCAAUGAGCUCUUCAAGCGUUAUACACCAAACCCUUUGCUGGUAAUUAUCGAUGUUCAGCCUAAGGAGUCUGGCGUACCCACGGAUGCGUAUUUUGCUGUUGAGGAAAUCAAAGACGACGGUACUACGACGACGAGAACGUUUUUCCAUACCCCGUCGAUAAUCGAAGCCGAGGAAGCCGAGGAGAUUGGUGUCGAGCACCUGCUACGAGACAUCCGCGAUGUCGCUGUGGGCACGUUGUCGACGCGAAUCACAAACCAGCUACAAUCACUCCAGGGUCUUCACUUGCGCCUGCGUGACAUUGGCAUUUACCUGCAAAAAGUGCUCGAUGGCCAGCUUCCUGUAAACCAUGCCAUCCUUGGCAACCUCCAAGACGUGUUCAAUCUGCUGCCCAAUCUCUCCACCCCCGAGACUGAUGGAAAGUCCAGCGGCAGUGAACUUGCUCAUGCCAUGAGCGUUAAGACCAACGAUCAGCUUAUGACCAUCUAUCUCAGCAGUCUGAUCCGCGCCAUCACUGCAUUCCACGACUUGAUAGAAAACAAGAUUCAGAACCGCCAACAGCAGGAAGAGAAGGAUGCCAAGAAGGAGGAACUCAACACCAAGGACGAGAAGAAGACCAAUGGCUCGAGCGAUUCGGUUACGGAAACCAAAGAAAUCACGGACAAGGAGAAGGAGGCAAAGGAGAAGAAGAAAUAG